Molecule: messenger RNA, 3163 nt
Organism: Mercurialis annua (annual mercury)
Lineage: Eukaryota; Viridiplantae; Streptophyta; Magnoliopsida; Malpighiales; Euphorbiaceae
Product: receptor-like protein kinase HSL1
Exons: 2
Coding region: 4-2970 (988 amino acids)
Biological process (GO): protein phosphorylation; hormone-mediated signaling pathway
Cellular component (GO): plasma membrane
Molecular function (GO): protein binding; protein kinase activity; ATP binding
Source: RefSeq, a predicted model, not a curated record
AAAAUGUUACUCUUUAUUUCACUUCUCAUUCUUUCAUUCCCCUCCACUCCACACUCUCUAAACCAAGAAGGCCUAUUUCUCCAACGAGUCAAACUCGCUCUAACCGACCCAACUCACCAACUCACUUCUUGGGACAAUCGUGACUCCACUCCAUGCGACUGGUAUGGUAUCCAAUGCGACCCGUCAACUCACCGAGUCAUCUCCGUCGACCUUUCCAACUCACAACUCGCCGGUUCUUUCCCCACCUUUCUUUGCCGCCUCCCGAAUUUAACGUCAAUUUUUCUGUUCAACAAUUCAAUCAGCGGUUCUCUGCCGGCCCAAAUUUCCGACUGUCAAAAUCUUGAAUCUUUAGACCUGAGUCAGAAUCUUUUAGUUGGGACUAUCCCUGAGUCGUUAUCCGAGUUGAAAAAUCUCAAGUUCUUGAAUUUGGCGGCAAAUAAUUUAACCGGUGAAAUUCCCGUUAAAUUCGGUGAAUUCAAGAAUCUUGAGAUUCUUUUGCUAGCGGGUAAUUUUCUUAACGGAACUAUACCGAGUCAGCUCAGUAAUAUAUCUACACUUCAGCAUCUUAUACUUGCUUAUAACCCGUUUCAACCGAGUCAAAUUCCAACUCAGCUAGCUAAUUUAACCAAUCUUAAAGAACUUUGGCUUGCUGAUUGUAGACUCUUUGGCCCAAUUCCACCAGUUUUGAGUAGACUAACUCGGUUGGAGAAUUUGGACUUGUCUGAUAAUUGGCUUACUGGGUCAAUCCCGAGUUCGUUCUCUGAGUUCAAAAGUAUAGUUCAGAUUGAACUGUUUAAUAACUCUUUGUCAGGUUCUUUAUCAGUUGGAUUUUCAAAUUUGACAACUCUGAGAAGAAUUGAUGUUUCAAUGAAUCAGUUAGCCGGGUCGAUUCCGAAUGAUUUGUGCGAGUUAGAACUCGAAUCGUUGAACUUGUUUGAGAAUAGACUUGAAGGUAAAUUACCAGAGAGUAUAUCAAAGUCGCCAAAUUUAUAUGAACUCAAGCUGUUUAACAACAAACUUACCGGUGAGUUACCGAGUCAACUCGGUUUAAACUCGCCUUUGAAGUCAUUCGAUGUGUCGUAUAAUAACUUUUCCGGUGGAAUACCGAAGACUUUAUGUGCAAAAGGGGAAUUACAAGAUCUUAUUCUGAUACACAAUUCAUUUUCCGGAAAAAUUCCUGAUAAUCUCGGAAAAUGUUACAGUCUAGGCCGAGCUCGGUUACGGAAUAAUCAGCUUUCUGGCGCAGUUCCUGUCGAGUUUUGGGGCCUUCCAGGAGUGUAUUUGAUUGAUCUUAUUGAUAAUUCUUUAUCAGGGUAUGUUUCAAAUAAAAUUUCCUCUGCUCAGAAUCUUUCUGUUUUAUUACUCUCAAACAAUAAAUUUUCCGGGAAAAUUCCUGGAGAGAUUGGUGUUCUUGGAAAUUUGAUUGAGUUUUCUGCUAGUAAUAAUAUGUUUAAUGGUUCGAUUCCGGAUAAUUUUGUGAAAUUGAAUUUGUUAAAUAGGCUUGUUCUUGAUAAUAAUGAGUUAUCCGGUGGAUUCCCAUCAGGAAUUCAAGGUUUGCAGAGUUUAAACGAGCUUAAUUUGGCAAAUAAUAAGUUAUCAGGUGAAAUCCCAGCUGAAAUUGGAGAUUUUCCGGUUCUUAAUUAUCUUGAUCUUUCCGGGAAUCGAUUUUCCGGGAAAAUCCCGCUUGAAUUGCAGAAACUGAAGCUGAAUAUGUUAAACCUGUCAAACAAUCUACUUUCUGGGGACAUUCCUCCUCUUUUUGCCAAGGAUAUGUACAAGAACAGUUUUGUCGGAAAUCCGGGUUUAUGCAAUGACUUGGACGGUCUUUGCCCUCGAGAUCGCGGCGCGAAACAGCUGAGCUAUUCGUGGAUUCUUAUAUUAAUUUUUACAUUUUCCGGAUUAGUUUUCAUUGCUGGAGUUGGUUGGUUCUACUUCAAAUUCAGGAAUUUCAAGAAAAAUUCCAAGAAAGUCGUUACUAUUUUAAAAUGGAGAUCUUUUCAUAAGCUCGAUUUCAGCGAAUUCGAGAUUGCUAAUUAUCUUAACGAAGAUAAUGUGAUCGGAAGUGGAGCUUCAGGAAAAGUCUAUAAAGUUGUUCUAAGCAAUGGUGAGACAGUUGCAGUAAAGAAACUACGCGGACCGACCAAGAAAUACGAUGAUGCUAAUGCCGAUUCCGAUUCCAACAAAGGCGAAUUCGAAGCGGAAGUCGAAACGUUAGGGAAUAUUAGGCACAAGAACAUUGUUAGAUUAUGGUGUUGUUGUAAUACAGGAGACUGCAAAAUUUUGGUGUAUGAGUACAUGCCAAAUGGGAGCUUAGGUGAUUUGCUGCAUAGUACCAAAAGUGGAUUGUUGGAUUGGAAAACAAGGUAUAAGAUUGCAUUAGAUGCAGCUGAGGGAUUAUCUUAUCUGCAUCACGAUUGUGUUCCUCCGAUCGUUCAUCGCGAUGUGAAAUCGAAUAAUAUUUUGUUGGAUGAAGAAUUUGGUGCUAGAGUUGCAGAUUUUGGAGUUGCUAAAGUUGUUCAUGGAGUUAAUAAGAGGAUUGAAUCCAUGUCUAUGAUUGCUGGUUCAUGUGGUUACAUUGCGCCAGAAUAUGCAUACACUCUAAGGGUGAAUGAGAAGAGUGACAUCUAUAGUUUUGGAGUAGUCAUAUUAGAAUUGGUGACAGGCAAAUUACCAAUAGAUCCACAAUUUGGAGAAAAGGACUUGGUGAAGUGGGUUUACACCACUUUGGAUCAAAAAGGAGUAGAUCAUGUAAUUGAUUCAAAACUUGAUUCAGUUUACAAGAAUGAAAUUUGUAGGGUUCUUGAUGUCGGUCUAAGGUGCACGAAUUCGCUCCCGAUAAACCGCCCGUCGAUGCGAAGAGUAGUGAAAUUCUUGCAAGAGAUUGCUAAUGUAGAGAAGAAGAGUAAAUCAAGCAAAAAAGAUGGGACAUUGUCUCCAUAUUAUUAUGAAGAAGCUUGUGAUGAAGUGUAGUUAGAGGAAUUAAUUUAGUUGAAAAAACAUAAAUUAAAAGUUAGAUGGUGAAGUUUCAUUUGCCUAUUAGUGUUUGAUUUCAUGGGGCAAAGGGAAUUAUUGAUUGUAAUGUGAUGGAUGUUGUCUUAGGCUACAUUAAUACCAUACUAGUAUAGAUUAAGACAUUAAUGAAAUUAAUCAUAUCUUUUCAUUA